Molecule: messenger RNA, 270 nt
Organism: Vicia faba (fava bean)
Lineage: Eukaryota; Viridiplantae; Streptophyta; Magnoliopsida; Fabales; Fabaceae
Source: the annotation of a GenBank genome assembly
AUGGGUGAUUUUGUGGAGGGUUAUUGGCGUUGGCAGAUUCAUGAAGAGUUGAAUGGUCACAAUGAUGGGCUUCUGAAGGAACUAUUGGCACUGUUAGAAAUUCUAUCCCAGGCUUGUCCUAUUGCGACAGGGGUAGAAGAUAGCUUCAGGUGGUGCACAAAUAUUGUUAGUCAAUAUGCGGUGAGAGAAGGCUAUAAAGCGGCGGCAAAUUUAGGUGGUUCAGUAGCUCAAAGUAUAGUACAAAAAGAGGCAUUUUCAGCUCUGCUGUAG